This is a messenger RNA of Coturnix japonica (Japanese quail), 5235 nucleotides long. RefSeq names its product NBR1 autophagy cargo receptor (gene NBR1). Gene Ontology annotation, molecular function: ubiquitin binding; zinc ion binding. The record is from RefSeq and is a predicted model, not a curated record. NCBI's taxonomy places the organism in Eukaryota, Metazoa, Chordata, Aves, Galliformes, Phasianidae. Gene Ontology annotation, cellular component: phagophore assembly site. Gene Ontology annotation, biological process: macroautophagy.
GCGCGAAGUACGAGGCGCUUGUCUAAGCCAGUCCGCCAUGUUAGGGAUGUCGCUCUGCUGAGGAGGGGGUUUCUGCGGUGGGGGCUGUCGCUGGAGCCCAGCGGGCGGUGAGCGGCCCUGACUGCCCAUCCGUUCCUUCAUCCCUCCCGCCAGAGCUGGGCCAGCGGGUGACUACGGGCCAGGGCUGCCUGGUGGGGCUGCCUGACAGGGCUUCCCUUGCUUCCCGAGGAGCGCGGCAUGGAGCCGCAAGUGAAUCUUCGCGUCACCUGCCGCGGGGAAACCCAGAGCUUCCUGGUGUCAGAUACAGCGCACACGACGUGGGCCGAUGUGGAAGCCAUGGUUAAAGUUUCAUUUGACCUGGAUGACAUUCAGAUAAAAUACAUUGAUGAGGAUAAUGAUGAGGUUUCUGUGAAUAGCAAAGAGGAAUAUGAAGAAGCUCUGAAGAUUGCUGUUAAACAAGGAAAUCAGCUACAGAUGAAUGUGUAUGAAGAAAACUCUCCUCUGAAAGAAGCUUCAUCUUGUUCUUGGCAACUGCAUGAAAAAACAGUCACUGAGAAGUUGGCAGUUCUUAAAGAUGAGCUGACAGCUCAGCAAAAGUUAAAUCACAGUAGAACAGGAAGAACAAAUCAAAGCCCUCCAGAAUGGUUUACUAGCUACUUGGAAACUUUCAGGGAGCAAGUGGUGAAGGAAACUGUUGAGCAACUAGAACAGAAGCUAUACGAGAAGCUUAUUCAUCACAAUCAGUCUUCAGACUUCUCUGAGAGCUCUAUUACAGCAGCACCUCCUGGUUCAGAGACCCAAACAAAGAAUGGUAAUCAACGUGACUGGCUGAUCUCCUGCUGCAACUGCCAGGAUCGAAUUGUUGGAGUUCGCUACCAGUGCAGUCUCUGUCCAGCCUACAAUAUUUGUGAACAGUGUGAAGCAGGAGUGUAUGGACACGAUCCUAAUCAUAUUUUGCUAAAGCUACGAAGGCCUACGCUAUGUGUUGCUGAAAACUAUGAUGUUGCACAGUUUUCACCUUGCCUGCCCACUACUCUGGAGCAAGUUAGGCUCCAGAAGCAGAUAGACAAAAGAUUUCUGAAGGCAGAAAAGCAGAGGUUACGAGCAGAGAAGAAACAGCGAAAGGCAGAGGUCCGGGAGCUCAAAAAGCAGCUAAAAUUGCACAGGAAAAUUCACCUGUGGAACUCUGUCCCUGUAUUGGAAACUAGUGGCUCACCAACUCUGAAGUCAGAAAAUCUCCAACACAGUACCAUACCGGGUCUCAGUCAACACUUCCAAGCAGUUGUCCCAACACUGAGUGCAGUUUUUGUGGAUGAGAAUUUACCAGAUGGGACUCGCUUGCAGCCAGGCACAAAGUUCAUCAAGCACUGGCGAAUGAAAAAUACUGGCAAUGUGGAAUGGAGCACAGACACAAAGUUGAAACUUAUGUGGGGAAAUCUCACCUUGGCAUCUUCUGAGAAGAAGGAUGUGUUGGUACCAUCCAUACCAACAGGACAAGUAGGAACUGUUUCAGUUGAGUUUGUGGCUCCCAAUAUAGAAGGAACUUAUACCUCUCACUGGAGGCUGUCACACAGAGGGGAACAGUUUGGGCCUAGAAUCUGGUGCAGUAUUGUUGUGGAUCCUUCCCCAGCUACUGACUCUUUAGAAGGCAAUUGGAAGGAUUUUGAUUCCUGUCAUAAAGAUGAUAUUUCCAGUAACAAACAGGAUACUUACUUGAAGACAGAAAGAAAUGCUCAGGUUACGGGUGAAAUUGUGGAACAGGCUGAGAUAUCUCUGCCAACUUUUCCUUUGAAGAUGAAAAAUCUACCCAGUGAGAGAGAAUUCUAUAUCCCAUCUGUUGAUCUUCUCACUGCACAGGAUUUGCUGUCCUUUGAGCUACUGGACAUCAAUAUUGUACAGGAAUUAGAGCGAGUGCCACACAAUACUCCUGUUGAUGUGACUCCCUGCAUGUCCCCUUUGCCGCAUGAUAGCCUCUUGCUAGAGAAACCUGGCUUAGAUCAGAUAGAGGAGGAGAAUGAGGGUAAACCAGUGUCUGAUUCUUGUGUGGUGAAAAUGAAAACUGAACAUCCACUGAACCAAGAAGAAGGGGAAGAAGAUAUGAGCGGGACUCAGUUUGUGUGCGAAACUGUAAUUCGCUCUCUGACUCUGGAUGCUGCACCUGACCAUAAACCCCCACAAAAAAAGAAAUCGCAGAAGAAUGAGCUUCUGCUGUCUGAUGAGAGAACAGACCGCUCUAGCAGUACAGUCAGAUCUGAUGAAGAUGAUGAUAAAGAUGAUGUUCAAAGUCAAGGCUCUUCUGCUUCAUCAGAGGAUUAUAUCAUUAUUCUCCCUGAGUGCUUUGAUACCAGUCGUCCUUUAGGGGAGUCCAUGUAUAGCUCAGCUCUUUCUCAGCCCAGCCUGGAAAAGAUGGGAGAAUCUGAAACAGGGGCAGGGAAUUCAGAAGGGGAAAGGCAGCCACAGAUGCAUAGCAUCAGUAACAUUUUGACAACUUCACAUACACUGGCUGUAGUACCGUUGGCCUCUGAGGUUGUGGACACCUUACCCCAGUCAGAAAGAAAUCUUGCAUCUCUUCAGAAUCAUAUCUUCCAAGAGCCAAACAGACCAACUUUGGAGAAUGUCUCUUCCACUCCUUGUAAUCAAAUAAGAGAAGAACCUAGUGGUGAAGAGAGGCGUGAACCAGAAUCUUCUGUAUUUCUAACUAGUAUCCGGAAGGGCUCUGAAUAUGCAAGACACCCACAAGGAGGCAGUAUUGCAGGAGAUCUAGUUAAAGGAGCUCUGUCAGUUGCUGCCUCUGCCUACAAAGCAUUAUUUGCUGGACCGCCCAUUACAGAACAGCCUGCAGCUACAGAAGAGCACACUGCUGCUCUUCUAUCCAGUCUGUGUGAGAUGGGAUUCUGUGACAGGCAGUUAAACCUGCGACUGCUGAAGAAACACAACAAUAAUAUGGUUCAAGUGGUAACUGAAUUGCUUCAAAUCAGUAAUGGUGACUGGUACAGCAAUAGAUGCUGAGCCUUCCUGGUGGAGGGAUGAAUCUCCUUAGUUGAGCAAAUUCUCAUUAAACACUACAGCAUUAGCAGACUGACCUUCAGCUACUUUGGAGAUAUAGAUAAAACUUUGUCCUUUCCUCAAGCUUUUGUCUUUUUCCUCUCAUGGAAAUGUCAAACAAUGCUUGUCACAACAUUUUACAAAUUGGACACCAGAAUUUCAACUUUACUUUUGCUGAAAUUAGAUGUAUUGAGGUUGGUAACUUUAUGCUGAUUCCUUUUUACCUGGAAAUGUUAUAGAGUGACUUUAGCCUGCACACUUCUCCUUUUACUGUAUGUAAAAUACUUCUAGGCAGCUGGGAGCUUUUGUUUUGUUGACUUCUAACACAUUGCUUCCUAUUACAAAGUUUAAAAUGCUUCUGUAAAAUAUAGUCUUGUCUAAUUUAUAAGAGAUACCAGCUACUUGGAAACUCUUUCUUCUGACAUGAUACAGUUAUCGGUUUUUGUCCAGUUCUUGAUAGUAAUGUAACAGAAUUAAACCUUACAAAUAAUUCUCGGGGGUGUUGGGGGGCUGGGGGAGAAGGCGAUGUUGCUCAUAUAUUAAAAUUAGUCUUGAACCAUCAAAUGACUUCUGAAAAGCCUGAAGUUGAUUUGAACGGAUGUAUACCAGGAAAAUCACUGUUUCUUGAAGCAGAAUAAAGCAUAAGAGUUAAUUUACCAGCUGCUAUUAACUGUAACCAUUAGUAGUAAUUAUAACAGUAAACUUAUAUCUAACAAAAAAUAUAGUCUACAUAAAAUAUUUUGUUAAAAAUGGAGUUGUACUGUAGGAAAAACCUUCCUAAGAACCUUUGAAAAGGUUCUUUGGGGGGGAUGGGGGGGGAGUGUAAAAACUCAACCCCUGUGUUUUUUGUGUUGUCCAGACAUCUUAAUACUACAUUAAGAGUUUUCAUGCGUACAAAGCCAGACUUGAACUGGAGUAUGAAUUCUGGUAGUAUUUGGGAAACAAACCCAAAUACCCCCCUACCCCCCCAAGGCAGGGGUUUUACAACAUACUUCAUUUUGAAAAAUAUAGUAACUUGAGCAGUGUUAUAUGUAUAGUCUCUGGCAACGUUUCUGGCUGCUUCUGUGUUUCUGUAAACACAUCUGUAGAACUCACUUUCUCUCACAGUUUUUCUUUACGUACACAUACUUAUUUCAGUGUUUAAGCUCCCAAACAUCCUGAGAGGUGAUUUGAUUCUGAAGAAUCGCAAGCAACCAGUAACAUACACUGCUGUGCAGUGGUGUAUCUGUAGAUAACUGCUCACAGGUCAGUCCUCUGAAAGUGACAGCAAUGUUGGCUACAUUCUUUCUUUCGAGUAAGCUUUCUAAGUUGCCGCAGUGGGAGACCACUGAUCCUGAAAUACAAAUACUAUUGCUGCUUCAAAAUAAGGUGUUUCUAUUUUGACACAACGUAGCUGAAGCAGCUGUGAGUAUUCUGAUUGAUCAGAUGAUCAGUAUUAGUUUUUUAAAGACCUAAUACUCUCCAUGAUAAAAUACCAUUAAAAUAAUUGAAGAGAAAUAUGUAUCAUACUUCUUCUGUUUUAAACAUAUUUUUAUAGAUUGUGGAAGGCAAACUCUUAAAUGCUUAUUUUGAAAUACAGUAGGACUAUUUUGCAGUGUUUCCCAUCUGUCUGUACCCCAGUACAGCUGCCUACUGUGGACCAGAUAAAGACUUUUCUGUAACUUGAAAUUAUGGUUUUUUUCCCCCCACUAUAACUUACACAUACUGAUCUGAAUAUCUUUCAGCUUAUGCUUACUAUACAAUAUGAUGAGGAGGAGGGGACAUGGAUAAGUGCAAUAGCUGGUGAAGUUAUUAAUCUGGUUGUUUGUUUUGAUCUGUAAUGCCCAGCAGCACACUUGCUCUUUCUGUGUAUACCUUCAUACUUAAGAUUUUAAUAUGUUCUGUAAAUUAACAAAACUAGAAUGUUUGAGGAAAAGCACUUCGUUGCAGAUUGAAGUGUGAAGUGUGAAAUACUGUUUUCUUUGGGUUACCGUUUACUAGAGGUUAGAUAGUGUAUGUUCAGGCUUAAGAUGUAUUUCUGUUGGCUUUGUAUAUUUUGUUAACGGAUGCAUGGUAUAAUUUAUAAUAUAUUCUAUAGUGCAAAUAUGACCUGUACCUUAUUUAGGCUAAGUGCUUUAAAUUCAUCUGUGAUGCGGGGGAGAGGAGGGUAGAAGACCAUAACCUUACAAUAAAUCUCUUUAUCUGGCUGGC